Molecule: messenger RNA, 4214 nt
Organism: Cuscuta europaea
Lineage: Eukaryota; Viridiplantae; Streptophyta; Magnoliopsida; Solanales; Convolvulaceae
Source: the annotation of a GenBank genome assembly
UGCGUGUCUACGUUGAGAAAAAUAUAAGGAUAUCAAAAGGAAAAUAUAAAUAAAUAAAUAAAAUCAAACAUGAUCCUCAAGAUGCUGCUUUCAGAGUAUCGUCCACUUCUUCUUCAUCUCAUUUUUCCUCAACGGUAAUUCUCCAUGAAUUCUCAGAUUGACUGAAAACCGCACCUUUUUCUUCUUUCUUCUCCAGGAAAGGAGGACGAUAACCCCAGCAGUAUAUGACUUCGGGAAGCAAGUCAAAGCAAAUGCAGCAAAGUCAACUCAAUUCCACGAUGCAAGCUCAAUCUUCAGGUACCAGUAAUGUUAUUUAUCGCGAUGCAGUUAGCAAAGCUGUAGCGCAGUACACUUUGGAUGCUAGACUCCACGCCGUCUUCGAGCAAUCCGGCGAAUCCGGCAAGUCGUUCGAUUACUCCCAAUCCGUGAAGACCACCAUCCAGAGUGUUCCUGAGAAGCAAAUCACCGCCUACUUGUCGAAAAUCCAGCGAGGAGGUCACAUUCAGCCGUUCGGGUGUAUGAUUGCCGUGGACGAGCCCAGCUUUCGCGUCAUUGGUUACAGCGAGAACGCCCGGGAGAUGCUUGGGUUAACACCUCAGUCAGUUCCGAGCCUCGAGAGGCCUGAAGUCCUCAUGAUUGGGACGGAUGUAAGGACCGUUUUUACCUCAUCCAGUUCGAUUUUGCUUGAGCGUGCGUUUGGUGCGAGAGAGAUCACUCUGCUCAACCCAAUCUGGAUCCAUUCGAAGAUCUCUGGGAAGCCAUUUUACGCUAUUUUGCAUAGGAUUGAUGUUGGAAUAGUUAUAGACUUGGAACCAGCUAGGACUGAGGACCCCGCCUUAUCUAUUGCAGGAGCUGUGCAGUCUCAGAAGCUCGCAGUGAGAGCUAUCUCCCACUUGCAGUCACUCCCUGGUGGGGAUAUCAAGAUUUUGUGUGACACUGUGGUUGAGAGCGUCAGAGAGCUAACAGGCUAUGACCGAGUCAUGGUGUAUAAGUUUCAUGAGGAUGAACAUGGUGAGGUCGUGGCUGAAAGCAAAAGGCCGGAUUUAGAACCCUAUAUUGGGUUACACUAUCCCGCCACAGACAUUCCUCAGGCAUCUAGAUUCUUGUUUAAACAGAACAGGGUUAGGAUGAUUGCUGAUUGCAAUGCCAUUCCUAUUCGGGUCGUUCAAGACGAAUCUCUUAUGCAGCCCCUCUGUUUAGUGGGUUCCACCCUUCGUGCCCCUCAUGGUUGUCAUGCACAGUACAUGGCGAAUAUGGGCUCCAUCGCUUCUUUGACACUUGCAGUUGUUAUAAAUGGGAGUGAUGAGGAAGCCAUAGGAGGAAGAAACUCGAUGAGGCUAUGGGGUUUGGUCGUCGGCCAUCACACUUCUGCCAGAUGCAUACCUUUCCCUCUCCGAUACGCCUGUGAGUUCCUCAUGCAGGCCUUUGGCCUCCAGCUGAACAUGGAACUCCAAUUGGCAUCACAGUUGUCGGAGAAACAUGUCCUGAGGACACAAACACUGUUGUGUGAUAUGCUUUUGAGGGAUGCCCCUACUGGGAUUGUCACCCAGAGCCCUAGUAUUAUGGAUCUUGUGAAGUGUGAUGGGGCUGCAUUAUACUACCAGGGAAAAUACUACCCUUUGGGUGUUACACCCACUGAAGCCCAGAUAAGGGACAUAGUUGACUGGCUGUUGACUUACCAUGGCGACUCAACCGGGUUGAGCACGGAUAGUUUGGGUGACGCAGGGUAUCCUGGUGCAGCCUUACUUGGAGAUGCCGUUUGUGGGAUGGCUGUUGCUUAUAUAACCACCAGAGAUUAUCUUUUCUGGUUCCGGUCCCACACCGCGAAAGAGAUCAAGUGGGGUGGGGCCAAACAUCACCCGGAGGAUAAGGACGAUGGACAGAGGAUGCAUCCUCGUUCUUCAUUCAAGGCGUUUCUUGAAGUUGUCAAGAGUCGCAGUCUGCCUUGGGAGACUGCUGAGAUGGAUGCCAUUCACUCUUUACAGCUAAUCCUUCGUGAUUCAUUUAAAGAUGCUGAGGCAAGCAAUUCUAAGGCUGUUGUGAAUGUUCCACUUGGGGAAUUAGAGUUGCAAGGGAUGGAUGAGCUGAGCUCAGUUGCUAGAGAGAUGGUUAGGUUGAUAGAAACUGCCACGGCUCCCAUAUUUGCUGUGGAUGUCGAGGGACGGAUAAAUGGGUGGAAUGCUAAAGUUGCAGAAUUGGUUGGGUUGUCUGUUGAGGAAGCAAUGGGGAAGUCGUUGAUUCAUGAUCUUGUUCAUAAAGAGUCACAAGAAGCUGCUGAGAAGCUUUUGUUUAAUGCAUUAAGAGGUGAAGAAGAUAAGAACGUAGAGAUAAAAAUGAGAACAUUUGGCAGUGAGCAAGAUAAGAAGGCUAUAUUUGUAGUGGUCAAUGCAUGUUCCAGCAAGGAUUACACAAACAACAUCGUUGGUGUCUGCUUUGUUGGUCAAGAUGUCACCGGACAGAAAGUUGUAAUGGACAAAUUCAUUCACAUACAAGGCGAUUACAAGGCUAUUAUACACAGUCCCAACCCUCUGAUCCCUCCCAUAUUUGCUUCAGAUGAGAACACGUUAUGCUCCGAGUGGAACACUGCCAUGGAAAACCUUACUGGCUGGAGCCGGGGGGAAAUGAUCGGCAAAUUGCUAGUAGGUGAGGCUUUCGGAAGCUGUUGUAGGCUGAGGGGCCCGGAUGCUUUGACCAAAUUCAUGAUCGUGUUGCAUAAUGCGAUUGGAGGACAAGACACAGAAAGGUUCCCCUUUUCCUUUUUUGACAGGAAUGGGAAAUACGUACAAGCUCUCUUGACAGCGAAUAAGAGAGCAAAUAUGGACGGACAGAUUGUUGGGGCCUUCUGCUUCUUGCAGAUUGCCAGUGCGGAAUUGCAGCAAGCUCUCACUGUCCAGAGGGAGCAGGAAAAGAAGUCUUUUUCAAGGAUGAAAGAGCUGGCUUACAUCUGUCAGGAAAUAAAAAAUCCGCUAAACGGAAUACGCUUCACAAAUUCAUUAUUGGAGGGAACACAGCUGACAGAAGAUCAAAAGGAGUUUUUGGAGACUAGUGCUGCUUGUGAGAAACAAAUGUUGAAGAUUAUAAGGGAUGUUGAUAUGGAAAAAAUUGAAGACGGUUCGCUUGAGCUGGAAAACGCGGAUUUUUAUCUCGGGAGGGUAAUAGAUGCUAUUGUUAGCCAAGUGAUGUCCUUUCUGAGAGAAAGAGGACUGCAACUAAUCCGGGACAUUCCAGAAGAAAUUAAGACACUGGCACUUAAUGGGGAUCAAGUGAGAAUUCAGCAGGUACUAGCAGAUUUUUUGCUAAACAUGUCACGCCAUGCGCCAUUCCCAGGAGGCUGGGUAGAAAUCCAAGCCCGCCCUAGUUUCAUGCAGAUUUCUGAUUCCACGAACGUUGUUCGUAUUGAAUUCAGGAUAAUGUGCCCAGGCGAAGGUCUUCCUCCAGAAUUAGUGCAAGACAUGUUCCACAGCAGCAGAUGGGUGACUCAAGAAGGGUUAGGGCUGAGCAUGAGCCGGAAAGUAUUAAAGGUGAUGAAUGGGGAAGUCCAAUAUAUCAGAGAAUCAGAAAGGUGUUAUUUCCUCAUCAUCCUUGAGCUUCCCUCGGCUGCACCUACGAGAGCUGCCAUGAGUAUUACUAGCUAAUCACACUCCAAUCCAUUGAAGAAUAUUUGGAACCAAAGGGGUUUUUCCUCAUGCAAGAGUUCCACCCCCUGGCUCCCAAGGUGAUCUAAUCACACUAAUCAAACUUGUAGUGUUUGCCUCUCCCAUAUUGAAACUUCCAACCCAGAAUAUGGAGAUUUCUGGUCUGAGCAAUGUUGUUUUAUGAUACUCCACUAGCUUUUUUCAAAGACUCAUUCUGAACCUCCAGGAUUCUGAUUUGGUCUGUGGUGAAAAAUCCCAGAAAGAAAAAUCAAUUUGUUCAAUGUGCUUCUAGUAGGCUUUGGUCAAUGAAUUUGAGGGGGUGACUUGUACUCUGGUUCCGGUCGAUGGCAGGCGGUUUGUUUCUCUUCUGUAUGUAUUUUCCAAUUUUCAUAGGAAAUGUGUACGCAAAGUGCUACAUGACUCCUUGAUUUUAUAAACUUUUAUAUUCAUUAACAAUUAUUCAUGGAUUGGUCAGUUCUAUUACAAUAUAUGAGAGUUUGGCUUCACGUGUUGUUUGGACCUACAGAUUGGAAAUAUAUGAAGGGUCGUUUACUAAUUAGAAGUUUUUGUUUCCCAGAA